Gadus macrocephalus (Pacific cod) is the source of this 4945-nucleotide messenger RNA. RefSeq names its product UDP-Gal:betaGlcNAc beta 1,4- galactosyltransferase, polypeptide 3 (gene b4galt3). Lineage: Eukaryota; Metazoa; Chordata; Actinopteri; Gadiformes; Gadidae. The record is from RefSeq and is a predicted model, not a curated record. The transcript has 8 exons. Gene Ontology annotation, biological process: carbohydrate metabolic process; galactosylceramide biosynthetic process. Gene Ontology annotation, molecular function: glycosyltransferase activity. Bases 851 to 2149 code for a protein of 432 amino acids.
CAGAUAUGGAAGGACAGAGACUAGUUAGAGAAAUAGUGAGAGUGAGAGGGAUUAAGUAAAUGUUCUAUUCAGUCAUGCAUCGGUGGCUUAAUGAAAAGGUUAAAGCUCAUAUUUAUUUAUAUAUAUUUUUAACCGUCGAUAUCCUUUAGUCAUAUGAAGUUUGAGGGAAGUAUCCCUGCACUCUAUCUGACGCCACACUCAACCUCUGAUGCGCUUCGCCGACUAUCGCCUGGCUGGAUGUCAUCGGGACACCCCCCUCAGAAUGUCCUCUGAAUGGUACAGUCGCGAUGCAAAGAGGGAGACCACCCCGAUGCCUGCUGUGUUUACAUGGAUGGCAUAGAUAGCGACGAUGAUGCUCUUGCGUGUGGAAAUAUCCGCAGCGGUUGAAGGCACCAUUGGGGAUUUGAGUGCGAAUGAGAACUAGUAGCAGCAGGAGAGACGCUCAGAUAUUCAAGAAACAACACGUUUUGAACCAUUUGGACGUAGUUCCUCCUGAUGCGGGCCGUCGAUCAUCUAUGGAAGCCGGGGGCUUGAUUUGAUAUGUCGCAAGAGUCAGCCGGACAGGCCGUGAAGCCGCUCGGAAGAACGGGAUACUCGGUGAAUAGUUUGGUCAAGAGGAGAUGGCAGUCCUGACUGAACUUCACCAGUACUACUCUCCAUUCAAACAGAUGGCCAUCCCCCCUUUCAAUUCUGAGUGUACAUAGAGCCCCCCGGCCCCCACCCCACCUUCUUCUGCCUUUCCCUUUCCUCCUACCCUCUCCCAACCCCUUUUGUCCCCUGCCCCUUAUUCUUUCCAUUGUUCCACCCUUUACUUUGACCUCUCCUCGCCUUUAAAUCUGUCGGUCUCAUCAUGGCGUGCUACGGUCGUUCCCUGGACUCCCCUUGUACUCUGGCUCUGCUGGUGGGAUUCCAGUUUGCCUUUGUCCUGUACUUUUCCCUGGGGGGCUUCCGAGGCCUGGUGUCUGUGUUGGUCCACACCACAGAGCCAGAGUUCGAUUACUCCCGACCCCAUGAUGUGUACACUAACCUCAGCCACCUUGGGCCGCCGCCACCCCCUCCCCGCAACACAGGCACCGGACCCCCCGGAACGACACCUCCUCUGAAGGAGUGCCAGUUGCCCUCUCCACUGCUGGUGGGUCCCGUGUCGGUCCACCUGUCUGCCCCGUUGUCUCUUGAGGAGAUCCGACGGAGGAACCCCCUGGUGUCCCCGGGGGGUCACUACAGCCCCCCGGACUGCGAGCCCCGCCACCACACGGCCAUCGUGGUCCCGUACCGGAACCGGCAGACCCACCUGCGGGCCCUGCUGUACCACCUGCACCCCUUCCUGCAGAGGCAGCAGAUCCACUACAGCAUCUACAUCGUGCAGCAGUGGGGGAACAGUACAUUCAACCGCGCCAAGCUGCUGAACGUGGGGGUACGAGAGGCGCUGCGAGACGAGGACUGGGGCUGUAUCUUCCUCCACGACGUGGACCUGUUGCCCGAGAACGACCACAACACCUACACCUGCCACAAGCAGUUCCCCACACACCUGUCUGUCGCCAUGGACAAGUUCCGAUACAGGUUACCGUAUCCUCAGUACUUUGGUGGCGUGUCCGCAGUGACCCCAGACCAGUAUAUGAAGAUGAACGGCUUCCCUAACCACUACUGGGGCUGGGGAGGGGAGGACGACGACAUCGCCGCUAGAGUGCGUCUGUCUGGCAUGAAGAUAGUGCGCCCCCCAGUGGCCAUCGGCCACUACAAGAUGAUCAAGCAUAAAGGAGACAGAGGCAACGAGCAGAACCCACGCAGAUUCGACCUGCUGAAGAGGACCAGGCUCAACUGGCGCUCGGACGGCAUCAACUCGCUGACCUACGACCUCCUGUCCCGGGAGCUUGAGCCCCUCUACACCAACCUGACGGUCAACAUCGGCGAGGACCCCCACCUGCCCCUGCUGAAGUUCCCCAAUCAGCGGAGACCUGGCAGGCCCCCGGCGCCGAAAGCGGACACGAGGAAGGCCGCCGUGCCGCCGCCAAAAUCGCCCGACAAACCGCCGGACGUCGGGACUCUAGCGGCGAAUGUGACGCGGCCGGCGGAGGAAGAGACACGAGACCCCGCCCACUCAACAGCAGCCAAUCAGACGACACAGGCGAAGCCCGGUGUGAUCAAAUAGGCCCCGAAAGAAACGUCUUUGUAUCGCACUCCCAUUGGACGGCGGGGUUUAUGGGCGGUAGUGUAGCAGACAUCCUCCCUGCGGGCCACUGAAGUCGACGUCGAUGGCACGAAACGAGGAAGUCGUUUCAGGGUUUUGGGGGGGGGGGGGGGGGGGGGGGGGCGCUCUGGAGGGAUCCCCUGUUCAGACCACUGUUCGCUGAAUGUGUCUCCCUGCCGGUGUUUCAACUUAGAAAUGAGCUCACCCGUAAAGCGUCGGUUGUAACGUUAAUCGUAGAUCUCCUCCAUGAGUCUCGGGAAAAGAGCGCUAUCGAACAGAAGGAGUGUUUUUUGUGCGAGUGGUGUACGGCCUCAUCCAGUCUGCUGUACCAGAAACUACUGCUGUUAUUCUGCCCCUACCGCCGCACCCACCACUCUACGCAGGGGGGGGGGGUUCUAGUUUUCUGUGCCUUCUCUCUCUCUGUCUUUUAAAUGCACAUUUUAUAGACAAGGAUAGGUGCUCUUCGAUGCUCAUCCUGGGAUGGAGGGGGGGGCCGGGUAUGGGUGGGUCUUUAGCUGCCUUUCUUACUCAGCUUGAGCUAGGUAUCAGACUGAAAGGUUGUUGGGAGGAAGGACACUUUGCCACGUUGAUUUAAAUUUUGUAUUCUCCCUGUGUGCAUCAAUCAGCGCAGAACAACUCCCAUACGUGUCGAGGGUAGACGUUUAGAUUUAUAUAGAGAUACUUAUUUGUUUGUUUACCACUUUGUUGUGAAGUCUGCUCUGGUGCCUCGUUUUUAAGUUUCUAGACAAUCAGGGCCAAUCUCUCUCUCUCUCUCUCACACACACACACACACACACACACACACACACACACACACACACACACACACACACACACACACACACACACACAAACCUCUUCUACGUACAGCAGCUUGACGUAUGAUUCCUUAUGAUUCCACUGAAUAUUAUCAUUCCAUUAAAUAGUAUAUACAUAUCUCAGAUAUGAUAUGAUAUUUUAAAUACAGUUGUAGGACAUAUGGUAAAUGUAUAGUAUCAAGUGUACUAUUUAUCAAAGGUUUUGUUUCACGUAAAAGUAAUGGUUUUAGACUUCUAAUACGACUUCUAUACUUGUUUCUGGCCCCUGAAACACUAAAACAAGAUUGUUAUUUCCAGACCAGAUCUAUCUUUACACAAACGGCGGUAUGUGAGCUCUAUGGAGGCUUUUGUCGGGAGAAGCACUUAUUUUGUAUUCCUUUUCAAUCUUUGUAGGUUUAGGGGACUGAGAUGCGACCGUUGCGGUUCUUUACUACACUGCCUCAUAGGAAGGUGUCCACUCGGUAGUAGUGUAAAGGUUUUGAACACAUGUCUAGGACACAGCAAUCACCUUCUGUAUUCCACUGCUUGAUCUACUCAUAAGCCUGCUGUUUGAUUUCCAUAUCGCACAUUUGGAAUGUACUGUAUUGUUUUAGACACAUAAUGCUUGUUUGUUAAGUAGUACUAUUGUAGGAUGAGGCUCUUUCGUAUAUGCUUAAUCAUGUAAGGGACUUAAAACGGAUCACUGUUAGACCACCUCUGCUGCUUACUAUUUUGGAGGAAUUACUAACUCUACUACUGAACUGGCUUGAAGACCUAUUGUUAUGAUGUAGUGGUCAUGUGUUAUUUUAUGUUUGUUGUUUUCCGAUAUUAACAUGGGAUAGAUUGCAUAAAGUGAACUGAAUGUAUUUUACUUAUUCAAUCAUCGGGUAAAAAUAUAUUCAUCAUAUACCGUAUGCACGGUUCAUAUCUCCAUGCAUAGGUUAUGUUUAUUUUUAUUUUAUAUCUAUAUGUUGUGCCUAAUGGAUUAAGACUAUGUGUCACGGAUUGCAGUAGCGGGAAUGUGGUAUUAAGGGGUGCCCCCUAGUGGCAGAACCUAUUUUGGCACCACAAGCCACGUGGACUCACUGACUGAAUGGAAAUCUGCAGUUUUGUGGCAUGAAUAUUUAUGCAGAGUCAUUCACUUUUUCCUUUUUACUUUUUUCUAUUUAGCUUAAGCUUUGCAGUGUUUCAUGGAAGAUGCUUUCGAGUCACAUGAUUCAUCCACGCAUUUCUAAGGUACAGAACCAACAAUUCCUUGAAUGGGUUCAUAUUACAUUAACGUUAACAGUAUCUGAACAUGAGAUAUGUGAAGAUUAUACAUUAUUUUUUACUUUAAUAGUUGUAUAGAGGCAAUGUUUAUUUAUAGAGCAAUACUAAAUCUGCGUCUUACGAAGAUUACACAUACUGUCUUGACUAAACAUUGAACUUUCUUGACAUGUCAUCUCACAGAUCAUUACGGAGGAUGUUUUAUUUAAUUAUUACACAUUUUGUUAAUAUAUAUAUAUAUAUUUAGCAUACAAUUGAGUACAUAAUGCAGAAGGCAAAUGCGAGCAGCCAGAUUUGCACUUGCAUUUGUAUAAUUAUACAACCCUCACAUUGUAAAUCUCGGGCCAUUGUGAUUGUAUAUGCCUGGCUGUCAAUAUUUUGAUUUCAUUAAGACGAGAAUGACAAUAUAAAAAGUGAGAUGUGGAUAGGUGACAACCAUGUGAUUAAAGGACUGCGACAGUUAUGCUAGUGUGAUGAUGUCGCAUGCUGUCAUCGCUGCUCCCUUUAUUUGCUGACCAUCUCGAGAGAAGAUUUGAUUGAAAGGGUAGCCAAGCCCAUCCUGGUGUGUGUGUGUGUGUGUGUGUGUGAAACGGGACAAUGCCAACACAAAUGUAGGUGACUGUGAUGGACUUGGCUAGUAGAGUUGUAAAACUGAGCAAAUACAUGUUCAAAUAAAAAAAACAUAACCCAAAAA